AUGCCAAGGUCUUUCCUGGUGAAAAAGGUGAAACUGGAUGAUUUCUCCACCGGGGCGGAUUUGGAGAACGCCUACCGGCACCGGACAGACCUCAGCCUGCGGCUGCAUGACAAAGCUGGUUACAUCAGCGACUACAUCAGCCCCGUUGUGUACGAUGGUGAGAGCGACAGCGGCAUCAAGGUUCCAUCUCCGGAUCCCCUCUACGAUGGCAUCCACAGCGACUAUGGGGCUCCCGAUUCGGAGUCCCCCGACAGCCCCGGCUCGGAAAUCACCGACGGCUACAUCAACGGAGACGCCGCCGUGAGCGAGGGCUACACGGUCGACGCCUUCUUCAUCACCGACGGCCGCUCGAGGAGGAAAGCUCUGGGCAGCCCGCGGACCAUCCAGAGGCACACCUGCAACGAAUGCGGCAAAACCUACGCCACGUCUUCCAACCUGAGCCGGCACAAACAGACACACCGCUCGCUGGACAGCAAGCUGGCCAAGAAGUGCCCGACCUGCGGGAAGGUGUACGUGUCCAUGCCCGCCAUGGCCAUGCACCUGCUCACGCACGACCUCAAGCACAAGUGCGACGUGUGCGGGAAGGCGUUCAGCCGGCCCUGGCUUUUACAGGGCCACAUGCGCUCGCACACGGGCGAGAAGCCGUUCGGUUGCGCCCACUGCGGGAAGGCCUUCGCCGACCGCUCGAACCUGCGCGCUCACAUGCAGACCCACUCGGCCUUCAAGCACUUCAAGUGCAAACGCUGCAACAAGACCUUCGCGCUCAAGAGUUACCUGAACAAGCACUACGAGUCCGCCUGCUUCAAAGGCCCCUUCUCCCCCCUCGGCCCUCUAGAUGCAUGA
Messenger RNA from Stegastes partitus (bicolor damselfish), 843 nucleotides. Its product is annotated as transcriptional repressor scratch 1-like. The transcript has 2 exons. The record is from RefSeq and is a predicted model, not a curated record. Gene Ontology annotation, molecular function: RNA polymerase II cis-regulatory region sequence-specific DNA binding; DNA-binding transcription factor activity, RNA polymerase II-specific. Bases 1 to 843 code for a protein of 280 amino acids. Gene Ontology annotation, biological process: regulation of DNA-templated transcription. NCBI's taxonomy places the organism in Eukaryota, Metazoa, Chordata, Actinopteri, Pomacentridae.